Exophiala spinifera is the source of this 390-nucleotide messenger RNA. RefSeq lists its product as uncharacterized. Lineage: Eukaryota; Fungi; Ascomycota; Eurotiomycetes; Chaetothyriales; Herpotrichiellaceae. The coding region runs from base 1 to 390 and encodes 129 amino acids. The record is from RefSeq and is a predicted model, not a curated record. The transcript has 2 exons.
AUGGGCUAUAUGCUGUACUCGUUCUUCUUGUUCUCCAUCAUUCUCGGGACAGCGCUCUACUUCACCCGCGCACGAUGGGUUCCAUACCUCCCGGACCGCUUCCAGGACGCCAUCUCGGGACUGUCGUACACCCGCGUGCCGACCACGUUCAUGGGCGACGUCGAGUCGGGCCUGACGUCGGCCGACUUCGACCUGUCGAGUAACAUUGUCGAAGGGGAUUCUCGGUCCGGCCUCGACCAGAAAGCCAAGCGCGACGUGCAGCGGCUCAUGAAGCUUCGAGGGAUCAACUUUGACGAGGCGCGCAGGGUGUACAUGGAGCAACGGUUCAAGAAGAACGGCAUCAACGAAGACGGGAUCCCGCGAGACCCGAAGUUUGUGUCGUUUUCAUGA